ACGAAGCGCUCGCUUAGCUUAGGAGCGGUGGCACGGCAGUGAGCAGCGUGCUGUGCUGGGGGGAGUACAGUCCGGUGCAGCAGCAGCGGCGCGGUGUGUGUUUGCGGCAGUGUCGACUGUAGUCAGCCCUUGUUUUUGUGCUCCGAAGCCCGUCAUUGCCGCCAUCUAGUGAGUGUUGGUGACGGAUGGUAGCAUGGACAGUGCGCGGGAGGAUGUCCCUGCGCCCGGCCAGCUCGGCGAGCACGUGGGUAUCGACCCCGCAUUCCUCUGCCAAGUUAAAACCGAGGCGCCCGAAGACCGCGAGCUGGGCGACGACCGCGAUGAGUACGGCGCAGUGUACCAAGUCGUCCGCGAGGGCGCCGACAGCGCCUUCCGCGCGCUCGCGCUGCGCCUGUUCCGGGACGAGCAGCACCACCCGUCGGUGCGGGGCGCCGUCGUCAACCACGUCGUCAACAACUGGCUGUCGACGUACGCCCAGCUGACUGGCUUCGCCGACCCGGACGCGUACCGCUGGCACGUGGGCCAGGACGGCGCACCCGGCGGCGCCGUGGAGGUGCGCGCGGCCGGGGAGGCCUUCUUCCGCACCGUUGCCGUCGUGCAGGACGGCGUGCUCGAGCUGGCCUCCCUCAGCAGCACCGACCACGACCCCAUCGUCCUGCGCAGGACCGGAGCGCCGCCCGCCGAGCACUACGACGCCUGCAUCACGCUGCCACCGGCCGGCUGGAAGGGAGGUCCCGCCGAGCUGAGCGGGCUGGGCUGGCCGACACGGGCGACGACGGAGGGGUUCGCCGGUGUGGUCGGACCAUUCCAGGAGGAAUUCCAGGCCGAAGUUAAAAUGCAGGAGGGGAUGGAGAUGGAGGACGGAACAAGUCUAGCCGACCCUUUAGCCGACACUGCGGGGCACUGCGCUGGGAGCGAGGCGUCCCUCCAGGGACGCGAGACGUGGGAGGUGUGGAUCAAAGAGGAGGUCCACGACACGUCAGAGCAGGCCGAGUUCCCCCAGGAGUGGGAGCUGGCGACGGAGGGCGGGGAGACGGCGGGCGCCCUGCACCAGCCAGCGGCGUCGCUCGAGGGAGGCUCUUAUGACGGCGACUUCGACUCCCAGGACGGCCUGGUGGAGACCACCGAGACUCUCUGGAUCAAGAACGAGGAGGCAGAGCUGAGCGACACGACCUCCCAGGAGCAGGAGUGGCUGUCGGAGAGGCGCGACAAGGCCAGCUCCGACUCGGGUAGCAGCCCAACCCCUGUGAGGGACAGCAGGCCGCGGCGGGUGAAGCACGUGCCCGCGCUCAUGAGGAGGGGGCGCGGGACGAGGUCGGUAGAGGACCUCGAGGAGAGGGCGAUGUUGGAGCGCGAGCACAUGCGGCGGCUGCGCCGGGACCAGCGGCGGCGGCGCGAGCAGACCGAGACUCCGGAGGAGCGCGAGGCCCGGCUGAGGAAGGAGCGCGAGGCCAAGCGGCGCCUCCGCCAAGGGGCUGAGACUCCGGCGCAGCGCGAGGCGAGACUUGCGAGAGAGCGCGAGGCCAAACGGCGCCUCCGCCAAGGGGGUGAGACUCCCGAGCAGCGCGAGGUCAGGCUGGCGAAGGAGCGCGAGGAGCAGCGCGGGGUUGGCGAGUGGCGCGAUUACAGGGAGUUGGAGACUCCGGACGAGCGCGAGGCCAGGCUCAAGAAGUGGCGUGAAGACAAGCGGCGCCAGAGACAGAGUGAGACUCCGGAGCAGCGCGAGGCCAGGCUGAGUAAAGAGCGCGAAGCCAAACGGCGUCUUCGGUACGGGGGAGAGACUCCGGAAGAGCGCGAGGCCAGAAUGCGUCGAGAGCGGGAAGCGCGGUGGCCGCGAGCAGAAGGAGAGACUCCGGAACAGUACGAGGCGAGACUAAGAGGGAACCUCGAAUACUUGGAAGAGUUGUUCCGGGGGGAGACGUCGGAGCAGCGCGAGGAGAUGCUGAGGAAAAUGCGCGAAGAGAAACGGCGACAGAGAGAGAAUGAGACUCCGGAGCAGCACGAGGCCAGGCUGGAGAAGCGGCGCGAAGAACGGCGGCAGCGCAUCGCGAGGGAGACCCCGGAGGAGCGCCUGGAGAGGAUCAAGAAGGAGCGCGCGUGGAAGGGGGUCCCGAGGAAGCCGGUCCCCAGGGUCGAGACGCCGGAGCGGCGCGAGGAGAGGCUGGCGAGGUUCCGCGAGUACCAAAAGCGGCGCCUGCACGCCGAGACCGCGGAGCAGCGCGCGGCCAGGCUGGCGAGGAUGCGCGAGUACGCGCGCGCCCGGCUGCUCCGGGAGAAGGGCGUGGGUCUGGAGCCCACGGCGGCGGCGCCAGCAGAGCACCCCUUCGCGGCAGAGGCAUUCCUAGGAGGGGCGCAGCAGGAGCAGGCGCCUCUCAGCAGCGGUGAGCAGCAACCAGUCGGCAUCAGCGCCCUCCCAGGGGGCGGCGAACAAUAACCAACGCCAGCGAGAAUGCCGGGCAGCAGCCGACAGCCCAGCGCUGCCGCACAGAGUGACCCCCUGCAACCAUGCUGCAACCACCCACCCCUCAUGCGGCGAGGACGCGCUUGAGCACCACGGCGGCGACUUUCCGAGAGGACCACGCGGAUAUCAACCGAGCAGCCCCAUGAGUCGUCUCUCGCACUGCUAGUGCUGCCGAUACCCGCCUCCAUGCCAACUCCACGCCGCCAACGGAACAUGAACGGCGACCUUCUGUCAGAGUAAUACUGCCCCGCGCCGUGCCAAGUCCGGGACAGCGACGCCGAGUCCGAGCCCGUCGAUCCCGCCGAACCUCUGGCCGAUGGAGGCGGGAAGGGAAUGGGCUUGCAGCGAGUGUCCGUCAAGCAAAUUCAUAAGGCUGGAAAAAGGAACUAGUACACUUCCUGUGGCGUCCCAGCCACGCUGAUACUCCGUGCGCUCCGGGGACUUCCAAUAUACAGAGACAAGAAGUGCCUCCAAACGCAGAAUAUCGAACGUGUGAUGUUCUUGGAUUAUACGAUGUGUAUAUUUGUGUAUUUAUUAAUGUACAUUAUAUAGUUUUGCAUAUUGUA
This is a messenger RNA of Frankliniella occidentalis (western flower thrips), 3027 nucleotides long. Its product is annotated as trichohyalin-like. The coding region runs from base 194 to 2434 and encodes 746 amino acids. NCBI's taxonomy places the organism in Eukaryota, Metazoa, Arthropoda, Insecta, Thysanoptera, Thripidae. The transcript has 4 exons. The record is from RefSeq and is a predicted model, not a curated record.